Seriola dumerili (greater amberjack) is the source of this 1755-nucleotide messenger RNA. It is a transcript of the gene prr18, whose product is annotated as proline rich 18. The coding region runs from base 612 to 1379 and encodes 255 amino acids. Lineage: Eukaryota; Metazoa; Chordata; Actinopteri; Carangiformes; Carangidae. The transcript has 2 exons. The record is from RefSeq and is a predicted model, not a curated record.
UUGUGCCAGUGACAUGCUUACAGUUAGCUCUAAGCACCAAGGACCAAACAGUUGGUUUGUGAUCAUGUCCAUAUAAGGCAGGGGAGAAUAUCUGCUUCAUUUUCAGUUAAUUUGCCCGUUUGAAAUAAUUUAUUUCUUAAGAAUAAGCCCAGUCACUAUACCGCAAUUUUUUAAAUACAAUUAUGGAUCUUCAGAUUAUCUAUGAAACAGAUGUUGGAGUAUGAAUGUGUGACAUAGUCCAGUGACCGGAGAACAGCAGAGCGGCGCUGUGAGAAACGAUGAGGGGAAUAUGAGGUGGAUGUGGCUCGUCGCCUGAGGAAGUUAUUGGAAAUUAUGAAAUGACAUCACCAGUUUUUUCAUGGCUUUGUUCGGUGCGUCUCCUGACCACGCCUUCCUGCCACCGCGAUCAUAAAGCAGCCAGGCUGUGUGAGUGCGUGCACCAGUUGAACUCCAGUCGGCGCAGACAACAGGUGCACUACAGCCUCCCUCCACCUCGCCGUUGGAUAAUGCCCACAGAGCGCUCCUCGUCGCUUUGCGCCGGGCUUCCUCAUCUGCACUUUGAACAUUUGCACGCUUUUAUAUCCUGAUCGCUUCCAGAUACAGAAAAAAAAAUGCCUUUUCCGCCCAUCAGCCUCCACCAGCGGAUCUCCUCUCCUGGCAGGGAACUAUUCGGGAAAAAGAAAGCCAACGGAGUGCCUCCUCAAUCUGAGCUCACCAGCAAAUCCGGUGGAGAGAAAGGGGGGUCCGACAAGGAGAAGCAGUCCUCUUCUUGGACCUCGGCGAAUUUAAGGAAUUUGGGGCGAAAAGCCCUGCAAGAGAAGCGUAAAAGCCCAGCUCAGAAGCCGGGGCCCGCUCAGGAGUCUCAGGGAAAGUGCUCCUGGCUGUCGGUGCCCAAACCUCAGGACUCAUCGGAGGGAGUCAGGCGCUCCAGCUCCAUGGACUCUACCAGACAUCUCCACGGGAAAGACGAAGGAAAGAAGGAGAUUCAGUUUACCCUCAGCCUCACCCCCGAGGCCAUUCUCGUCAUCCAAAAACGUAAUUUAGAAAAACAGAUGAUGGCGAAGCAGCAGAAGUGUUGCGCCUCCGCGGACUUUCGGCACCGGCGAGUUUUUCCAUCCAAAAAGACGCACGGAGGGUCCAAGGGCUGCGCUCCUGUCGCCAAAGUGGAGAGCGCCGAACAGGACAUCACCGCCAUCGUUAAAAUAUCUCUGUUGAAUGAUCAAUACAAGUACGAUGAUGUGGAGUAUGAGGAAGAGGAUGCGGAUGUGGAUGAGACUGUUGUAAGGAAAUGUAAAGAGUGGCUGAAAGGGGUCGAAAACGCCGCUGCUUUGGGAAAAGUGGACAAACUUUCUGCACUCCCGCACCUUAAAGGCUGCUGACACCUUACGCCUGAUCUCUUACUUCUAAACUUCCAGUGAAGAGACGAUGGACUCGCACUGAUCGGGGCGCCUGUGGAUUGGCAGAGAGCUUUGCCUAAAGGGACGCGAAACCGUUCCUUUGUGCUGGAGAACAAUAAACUGUCAACAACAGGGCUUUAUUUGCGCCUGCUGCAGAAACCAAACUGGACUGUUUAUUUUUCCUCUAAUGAGAGGGUUAUAUCCUUUGUAGGGAUUUAUCAGUGUUGUACAGUAUUUAAUAUUUACUAAAUAUUUGUACUGUCAAACGUUUUCUCAGCUGAUGAUUUUAUGCCAUUUGAAGUAAAACGUUUUUUUUUUAAUUAUACAAGUGUCUCUGACCCUUUUAAAUCUGCUGGUU